AUGCUAUGUCUAUCUGUCGCCAUUCGUUUCUACUUUUAUUUCACCUUUCCCUGUCUUACUCUUCUUCUUCUUAAUAUCAUGAAUAUUAUAUCUCAUUCUGUUUGUAUCUAUCUAUCUAUCUAUCUAUCUAUCUAUCUCAUCUGUUCAUAUCUAUCUAUCUAUCUAUCUCAUCUGUUCAUAUCUAUCUAUCUAUCUAUCUAUCUAUCUAUCUAUCUAUCUAUCUAUCUCAAUCUGUUCAUAUCUAUCUAUCUCAGUCUGUUCAUAUCUAUCUAUCUAUCUAUCUAUCUAUCUAUCUAUCUAUCUAUCUAUCUAUCUAUCUCUAUCUAUCCGCCUAGUCUGUAUCUAUCUAUGGUUCCGCCACAGUCUGUUCCUAUCUAUCUAUUCUAUCUAUCUAUUCCUAUCAUCUAUCUAUCUAUCUAUCUAUCCGCCAUCAGUAUCUAUCUAUCUAUCUAUCUAUCUAUCUAUCUAUCCGCCACAGUAUCUAUCAUCUAUCUAUCUAUCUAUCUAUUUAUAUCUCAUCUAUCUAUCUAUCUAUCUAUCUAUCUAUCUCAGUCUGUUCAUAUCUAUCUAUCUAUCUAUCUAUCUAUCUAUCUAUCUAUCUAUCUAUCGACGUAUUUGAGCAAUGUCUUUCAAUCAUCACGUUUCUCAAACAGUAACAAUCAUAUAAUCGGUAAAUGUCGCGCCUAA
Acanthosepion pharaonis is the source of this 687-nucleotide messenger RNA. The record is from the annotation of a GenBank genome assembly. NCBI's taxonomy places the organism in Eukaryota, Metazoa, Mollusca, Cephalopoda, Sepiida, Sepiidae.